UCAGCUGAGUUUGACAUUUCCAUCAACCUCCCGAGUGAAACGUCAAAUCUCGCAACCUUCUUUUCCUCCCCAAAUACUUGUACGACGUCUGCGCAGCUGCACUCCAGCAGACAAAAAGCUCCAAAUAGUGCUCCAUCCAACAAUGAACCGCAACAGGAAUCCAUCAAAAAGCCAGUCCACAGUUUAACCAACUGUCAGAAGCGCAAAUGUCGACGUGAUCGCCUGCUACGAUCUGAAAGACGCGAUGUCGGGAGCCCCCCGCUCCAAGACCUCCCCUCUAAGGGCCACCGUCCCUCUUUCGUGCGUUACGAAGCAAGGCAGCGGCCUGCGCAGCCCGGGAGCCCCCUUCAGAGGUGCCGGGAGUCCCAGGGCGCCCAAGGGGCUGAUUCGCAGGACGGCGUCCCUGGAUGCGAUUUACCUGAGAGGGCUGUUCCCGAGGGAGAGUCUGUUCUGGCAUCGGGAUAGAGCCACGCAGACCGAGAGGGCAAGCAGUUUGGAUUCGUUGCAGGCCGUGGGGGCUGCAGAAGGCGUAACGGACAGAGUGGCAAAACUGACUGUGAGACCGAGGCGGGCGAGCUGUAGCAGGGACGACGGGAUGCAUGUGAGAAAUCAGCCAUCUCCUGUUUUGAGGAGUUCGGCCAGCGUCCCACCGCCGAAGUCGUCGAGAAAUUCUGAAGAAGGACUGAACCAAGAACUAGAAUUAUACGCUUCUGCGGAACCACUUCCAUGUAAUAAUAGGUUGCAAGAACCAAUCCCGGAAGGAAGAAAGGCACCAGUGGCUGAAUUGAUAAGAGAAAGACCGUUUUCGAGGACGCGUCAUUCCGCCACUCAGAAUUCUUCAGAUUCCCCAUUAAGGGACUCUGUAUCGCCCGUUCCAAGCCUGUUGGAUACACCACACAGUGAAACAGAAGACAGCCAGGGUUCAAGUCCAGACCAAGAUCGAAUGGUGACCGGUUCAUCCCCCCACAUCAAUCGAUUUUCAUCCCGAGCACCCCCAGACGGCUGCGAACGCGUGCUAUCAAAAUCUGUACCUAUCCUAAGACCAAUACCUCGAGAAGUCGUUUCCUCGCAUCCAAACACUCUAUUCACGCUCAAACCAAGUUGUCAUUCGGCUUUCGAGACCCUGCAGAGAAGCUUGGAACUAUCCAAUCAGGACAAGGAAGAAGACAAAGACAGAGAUUCACCAAAAGUGCCCGAUCAAGAGGACCCAUAAGUUGUUUCUUUAGUUUUUCAGAUCGUUGGAGUCAACUUAUCUGUGCUACAGACAGUUUCCCCUAAUUUUUAUGUUAAUCCAGUCUCCAAGCAAACAGGUUAGAAUCUCUUUUGUUCGAAUGUAGUUUUAUUUGUAAUGAAGGCUGUGUCUUUGGAGAUGAAGGAUUUAAGUUAAGUAUUUUUGCCAAAUUGCAUUUGCUGUUUGUGAUAAUUCUCAAAUAAAAAAUUGCUUAGACGGUUUGUUUUUGUUUAAACGAUCUGAAAUUGGUUCACAGCAGAUACAUUCCGCUAAGAUACAGAGUGAACUGUUUAAAUGCUGUGAUUCUUUUUGUAAGCAGAAAUUAUUUGAUCAAAUUGUUUUUUAAUGUAGGAUUUUCUAACCUAAAAUUGUUACCUUCUUGUUAUUUAAGGCAUUUUGUGUAUGUACAAACAUAUCUAAUAAACAGACUGACAUACACCAAUUUUUGUUUUUAAGAUGAAUUUAUUCAAAAUAAAAAUAUAAUUAGAACCUUAAUUUUUGGAAGAACCACUUGUUCUUCCCUGACUUGUAUCUUUCUUCAAACUUGACACGAGUUUGGAACCUAACCUUCUUCCUCUUCAUGGGAUCUUUCAAAUCCUUGGGGGUGAUUUUAACGUCGCUGGUUAAGUCCACGGAAUAACGAGUGGGCAUCAAAUGGUUAUAGUUCAAAA
Messenger RNA from Zophobas morio, 1902 nucleotides. RefSeq names its product protein FAM117B-like. The transcript is spliced from 5 exons. The record is from RefSeq and is a predicted model, not a curated record. Lineage: Eukaryota; Metazoa; Arthropoda; Insecta; Coleoptera; Tenebrionidae. Bases 245 to 1213 code for a protein of 322 amino acids.